Messenger RNA from Effrenium voratum, 474 nucleotides. The record is from the annotation of a GenBank genome assembly. Lineage: Eukaryota; Dinophyceae; Suessiales; Symbiodiniaceae.
AUGCGGCUUCAACAGCCGCGGUCCCUGCCGCGCUUCACGCGGAAAGGCUUCAAGGUGGUGCCCACGGGGCCGGAACUUCAGGAGUUCCUCCUGGAGUUCUACCACAAGGCCAAGGCAGCCAGACGCCAGGAGGAGUUCAACCAUUGGGGGCAGACCCAGGUGAACGCCCACGCGGCCGGCCACUUUUUUGUGAGCCUGUUGGAGCCCGAGCACCGGGAAGCCUACCAUAAGGUCGUGGCGCAUAUGAAGCCGCGCCUGGAGAAGUGGGUUGGUGUGCCGCUGGAGUUCACUUCCCUCUAUGGCAUGCGGGAGUAUUAUGGUGGUGCCGCUCUGCGACACCACGUGGACCGCCCAGAGGUUCUGAUUGUCUCUACGACCAUCAGCGUGUACCAGGAGGGCUUCGACCACAAGAGUUGGCCUGUGGAGGUGAUCAGCUACGACGGGCGUACUUAUCGAGCAGAGCGCCUCGGCUGA